Messenger RNA from Suillus subalutaceus, 1316 nucleotides. Its product is annotated as aryl-alcohol dehydrogenase. The transcript is spliced from 13 exons. The coding region runs from base 38 to 889 and encodes 283 amino acids. The record is from RefSeq and is a predicted model, not a curated record. Lineage: Eukaryota; Fungi; Basidiomycota; Agaricomycetes; Boletales; Suillaceae.
UUAUGACGCGGGCAUCAACACCUUUGACACGGCGGACAUGUACUCCAAUGGACUUUCUGAGGUCGUACUCGGAAAUGCGAUCAAAAAGCUCAACUUACCUCGUGAUGAGAUCGUAGUCAUGACAAAGGUCUAUAAUGUUGUUGGCCGCACCCCGGGUGAAAAGGUCUUCAAGUCAGCUACACAUCCUGAUCAACUAGGCUAUGUUAAUCAAAGGGGUUUGAGUCGCAAGCACAUUUUCGCAUCCAUCAAGAAGAGUCUAGAGCGUUUGCAACUUGAUUAUGUUGAUGUUCUGCAGUGCCAUCGCUUUGACACGGAGACGCCGAUUGAAGAGACGAUGCAAGCUCUCCAUGACGUCGUGCAGGCUGGCUAUGUCCGGUACAUUGGCAUGUCUUCAUGCUGGGCUUACCAAUUCCAAGCAAUGCAAAAUUACGCGAUUACAAACCACCUCACACCUUUCAUUUCUAUGCAGAAUCACCACAGUUUGAUCUAUCGCGAAGAGGAACGAGAAAUGUUCCCCACACUCAAGAUGUUUGGCGUUGGAUGCAUCCCCUGGUCACCACUUGCCCGAGGACUACUCACCCGCCCUCUUGGCCAGCAAACAAUUCGUGGAAAGACCGACUUGACCAUCAACUCAUACGUCCAGCAUGAGUCUGACAAAGACAUUAUGAACCGCCUCGAGGAAAUUGCGAAGAAGAAAGGUGCAAGCAUGGCGCAAAUAGCUCUUGCUUGGUCGAUGGCACAAGACGCCGUCACGGCGCCAAUCGUUGGGACAACGUCUCUUAAGAACCUGCAGGAUCUUCUCGGCGCCAUUAAUAUCACUCUUACCGCAGAAGAACUUAAGUACUUGGAGGAGCCUUAUCAAGCAAAGUCUGUCGUUGGUCACAAAUAAUUUUCUUCCGAGCACGAAGCCGUGACUGGUUCGAAAAGAACAUUUUUUGUCGCUUCUGCGUUGAUCAAAUGACUCGGGAUACAACCGCACCGUGACGCAACGCAUUCGUGCCCACGAAUGAGGGGCGCCGAUCAAUAUUUGCAGGAUCGCAUGGUAUUUCCCGUUCUUAAAUUGUCGAUGCCUGUUUUUCUUCUCUCCCUACAUUGAACCAAUCUAGCAUCUGACGUGGCUAGAAGACAGCAAACGGCUUGUGCAUUCCAAGACUCUGGAACAACUGCAUCACUUUAGGCAUUAACACAACUAUGUCCUUUCUCUCCAUAUCAAACACUCGGAUCCAGCUCUUGGCUGGCAUUGGCAAUAACUUACCAGCUUGCCCUGCAAAACAUGCCUGUUGCUACUUUAGCCGUGUUGAAAUACAUCAGUUCCA